UUACUAUUAUUAUUAUUCAAACUCGAAAUCUCUCUCUUAAAAAUUGGUGGUACUCUGUAACACAAAAUAUCCACUUCCCUUAUUCGUCUACUGCUCUGUACUGCACCGCACCCCAUCUUGUAGAUAAACUAAAGGCAAUGCUACCGGUGGCGGUGUCCAACGGCGUCGUUUGGACGGAAGGAGAAGAAGAUGAAGAAAUUUCAUGGCCAAGUAAAAAUGAAAUGGAGACAUGUAAUGAUAAAGAUAAGAAAGCUUCUAUGUCUAGCGUCAAGUCCAUGCUCGAACACGAGUGGUUCAUUAACAAUGCGAUGAACCCACCAAAUCCUGACCUCCAUAUGAAUUCCCAACUACCAGAAUUUAGCAGCCUUUUGUUCAAUCCCCUGGAGGAGGAGUCUUCAUGUUCACCGUCACUUGACCCAUCACAGUCAUUUUUCCCUUCCAAAUCCUGUUUUCCGUCGCUCUUUAACUUUGUUUGGAACCAAACUUUUGACUAUGGCUUUGAUUUUUCCGGAGACAUGAAUUUCUUCGCUAAUCAGAGUGCGAGUUCUGGUUCUGUUUUGAUGGGUGAGUUGGGUCCAUCGGAACCGAGUUCUGAAUUUCCGACCAAUACUCGUUUACAGUCGUUUUUCGACUGCAAGACAACCAUUGGUGGUGGUCCUGAAGCUUUUGGUUUCGAGGGUUACGGGAGUGCUCUGUUUCCUAGCAAGUCUAAGGGGUUGAGACCACUUCAAGGGUUUCCACCGGUUGGAUUACAGCCCACACUUUUUCAGAAGAGAGCUGCCUUGCGGCAGGGCUCUAGCGGAGUCGACGAAUUGAGGAACUUGGCGCUCCCCAGAUUCAAAAGUGGUGAGGAUUCUACGAGGAUGGAGGGGAGUUGGGAGAAUAGAGAUGAUGCUGGGGAAAUGGAAUUGGAAAAGAAGAGGAAAAGGAACUUUAACUAUGAAAUGGAGGAGAAUGUGGAUGUUGAUGUUUUGACUUUAAAUUAUGAUUCGGAUGAGCCUACUGAGAAUACCUAUAACAUUGGGGAUGGGAAUGUGAAUAUUGGUGGAAACAAUUUGAAUGCGAAUAGUAGUUCUACAGUUGGAGAUCACAAGGGGAAGAAGAAGGGUCUACCGGCCAAAAAUUUAAUGGCGGAGAGGCGGAGGAGGAAGAAACUCAAUGACAGGCUUUAUAUGCUUAGGUCUGUUGUGCCCAAAAUAAGCAAGAUGGACAGAGCUUCUAUCCUUGGGGAUGCCAUUGAUUAUUUAAAAGAGCUUCUGCAAAGGAUAAAUGAUAUCCAAAAUGAGCUUGAACCUACACUACCGGGAUCUCUGAUGCCGCCUUCUACGAGCUUCCAUCCUUUAUCAUCAACCCCUGCUACUCUUCCCGAUCAUGUCAAGGAAGAACUCUGUUCAAGUUCUUUGCCAAUCCCUAAAAACCAACCUGCGAAGGUUGAGGUGAGUAUGAGAGAAGGGAGUGGUGUCAAUAUACACAUGUUCUGUGACCGUAGAGUGGGUCUCUUACAAUCCACUUUGAAGGCUCUGGACAACCUCGGGCUGGACAUUCAGCAAGCUGUCAUCAGCUGUUUCAACGGAUUCGCUUUGGAUGUGCUACGAGCUGAGCAAUGCAGGGACGCUUUGCCAGAGCAAAUAAAAGCGGUGCUUCAGGAGUUGGCUGGCUUUCAUGCUUUGAUGUGAUAUAAGCAGCAAUUUUAAAUAAUCACAGCAUUCUGUGUUAUUUCGAGUUUUUUAAACAGAUCCCUUUGAGGAAAGAUGCGAUUGCAGAGCACGUUACAUUAUCUAUUAGUAAGUUUUGAAUAAAUAGCUGUUAAUUAUUCAAAUUUAACAGAAAUAAGUUACUUGUUUUAAUGAA
This is a messenger RNA of Olea europaea var. sylvestris, 1851 nucleotides long. Its product is annotated as transcription factor ICE1-like. The record is from RefSeq and is a predicted model, not a curated record. Bases 138 to 1676 code for a protein of 512 amino acids. Lineage: Eukaryota; Viridiplantae; Streptophyta; Magnoliopsida; Lamiales; Oleaceae. The transcript is spliced from 4 exons. Gene Ontology annotation, molecular function: protein dimerization activity; DNA-binding transcription factor activity; sequence-specific DNA binding. Gene Ontology annotation, cellular component: nucleus. Gene Ontology annotation, biological process: regulation of DNA-templated transcription.